Molecule: messenger RNA, 915 nt
Organism: Macrosiphum euphorbiae (potato aphid)
Lineage: Eukaryota; Metazoa; Arthropoda; Insecta; Hemiptera; Aphididae
Source: the annotation of a GenBank genome assembly
AUGGACAAUGAAAUUUUAAUUGAGCUAGUUAGAGCUAGGAAUUGCUUAUAUGAUUUAAGUCACAAAAAGUAUAGUGACUAUUCGUUUAAGGAAUCAAUAUGGAAGGAAAUUGGAGAAGAAAUGAAUCAGCCAACACAAGAAUGUAAAAAGUCAUGGGCAAAUUUAAGGGACGCUUACAGAAGAGCUAUUAAAAAAAGUGCAACAGUGUCCGGUCAAAAAGCCAAAAAUGUUAAAAAAUGGAAAUACGAAUUGGAGAUGGAAUUUUUGAAACCGUACAUGAAGGAAAGGGAAACAGUAUCCUCAGUUGAUACUAAAAGUGACGAAGAAAAAAGUAGUUCCGAUUCAGAAAACGAAUUAAAUUAUUCUAAAAACGAAAUAAAUAAAUCUGGAAACAUCAUAUUGGAAAGUAUUAUUUCACCUGAAGAAAAUAUUACAAAUAGUACACCAUCGGAACUAUCUCCAAAAUUUUGUAAACCUCCACCAAAGAAAGUUAUGACUCCCAAAAAAAGAAAAAAAAAUGAAAGCCAUGUAAGUUCAGAAUCUGCGUCCUCGCAUUUGAUGAGAUACAUCAUAGAAAAAGAAAAGAAAGAAGAAGUUAAGGCAAAUACAGAAAAAAAUGAAAUUAAUGUGAUUGAUCAGUUUUUUCAAAAUAUGGGUUCGACGGUGAAACAAUUUUCUCCUUAUCUCCAGCAUUUGGCUAAAACAAGAGUUUUUUCUGUGAUUUCCGAGUUGGAACUAGAUCACAUAAAAUCUCAAAAACUGCAUGAACAACAAUAUCAAAAACAAUACCAACAACAACAUAUAUCGGCGUUGCAACCAAUAUAUCAAUCCACACAAGAUUAUACUGACGGUUCAAUAAGUCACCACUCUGAUUCAUCAAACGUAGGUAACUUUUUAACAACAUUCAUACCUUAA